This is a messenger RNA of Hevea brasiliensis (rubber tree), 1317 nucleotides long. RefSeq names its product septum-promoting GTP-binding protein 1-like. Gene Ontology annotation, molecular function: GTPase activity; GTP binding. Bases 194 to 1087 code for a protein of 297 amino acids. Lineage: Eukaryota; Viridiplantae; Streptophyta; Magnoliopsida; Malpighiales; Euphorbiaceae. The transcript is spliced from 6 exons. The record is from RefSeq and is a predicted model, not a curated record.
AAUAUUAGCACAGCUCCUCGUCUGGCCUCUAGUUUUUCUCUCAUGGCCAAAUAGAUCUGUUCCAUCCACAAAGUCUCAGGCCAUCCUUUCUCACUUUAACGCAAACCCCCAAACGACAGGGACAAACAACAAACGACAAUCCUCUUUCUUCUUGUUUUUUCGCAGGAGCUAUUGGAGAGAAGAUAAUUUAAUUAUGGUUCGUUUUGAUGUUAGGCUGAAGCUUCAACGUCGCAUUUCGAUCCUCAGGCGGUGUAUUCUCCGCGUAUGGAAUCAAAUUCUCAUGUGUUCCUUAGGCAAGCCUAUCCACUAUCGAAUGUUGCCGCCUCAUUCUUUGCCUGUUUCAUCCUCGUCGGAGACCGCCUCCAGCGGAUUCGUUUCGGCGGUCAUCACUCCGUCUUCUACUCCUCCUACAGUGAAGAUGACGGCGAUGGCACCUGCGAUGAGUCAUAACCACCAUGAUAAUAAUAAUAAUAAUAAUAAUAAUAAUAAUAAUAAUAAUAAUAGUAAUAAGGAUUCGGAUUUGGUUGCUUUGAAGAUCAGUCUCCUCGGGGAUUGCCAGAUCGGGAAAACCAGUUUCCUGGCUAAGUACGUGGGGAAUGAGACAGAAGAGGGAGGAAUGCUGAAAGAUGGAAUGAAUAUGAUGUACAAGACAUUACUGGUUAAAGGUGCUCGGAUUUCUUAUGGUCUCUGGGAAGUUGGUGGUGAUGAAGCCUCUAGUCAGCAAAUUCCUCUGGCUUGCAAGGAUUCUGCAGCAAUUUUAAUCAUGUUUGAUCUCACAAGUCGGCUCACAUUAAAUGGUGUCAUACAGUGGUACCAAGAAGCAAGGAAAUGGAACCAGACUGCAAUCUCAAUUAUAAUAGGAACCAAAUUUGAUGAUUUUAUUCAACUUCCCAUUGAUCUUCAAUGGGCAAUUGCAAGCCAGGCAAGAGCAUAUGCCAAGGCUUUGAAUGCAACACUAUUCUUCUCAAGCGCAACCUACAACAUUAAUGUAAAUAAGGUCUUCAAAUUCAUAACAGCAAAGCUCUUUGACCUGCCAUGGACACCUGAGCGAAAUCUUACAAUUGGAGAGCCUAUUAUUGAUUUCUAAAGAGAAAGGAAAAGUCUUAUUAUUAUUUAGUACAUAGCAAAAAUUGCCUCUCUUGAACUACAACAUUAGCAAAGUACAAUCACAAAGUCAACCGUUCACUGGGAUUAUUAUUUUUAUGUUAUUCCAGUGAUUUUGCGAGUUGUUUCUUUUGGAAUUCUGUUUAAAAGCUGAAGGGAAGAGAGUCCUCAUCUUCAUGAAUGACAUAACAUAUGUGGAUGCUCAGCAAUUGU